UUGACAGGGUUGAUGGUGUAGAUCCAACUGCAGCAUUGAUAGGGUUGAUGGUGUAGAUCCAACUGCAGCAUUAAGCUCUGGGAAUAAAUAAGGUGAAGCGGUGGUGAAUUUCAAAGGAACAAAGAGUGCAAGACUCCCUUAAUUGAAUCUUAGGUUUUUAGGGUGGCUUUCAGAGGGAAAGGCCCAAACAUGCUUUGCAAACCAAUGUGUGCAUUGUGUACUGUAGUGGAUCCAUGCUUUGACAGGAACAGUGUGACUUUUUUAAUGAGAUGAACUGCAUGACAUUUUUUUAAAAAGAGGUAUUUAGUUAUUUGUAUUGGGGAAAAAUACAUUUUUGCUGAGAGUCUGUAGCUGAUCAGACUCCUGCAUUCCCUUCUAGCCACUGAUGUUGCCUGGACAGGAAGCUGGCAGGUUGGAUUGGAUAUUGCCUAAAUAAAAAUGAGGUUCAAGCCUGGAGUGUUACCUGGCAGGGCCGCCUGGCCCCCACCUGCUGGGGACUCACAGUGCUCUUUGCUCACGGUUUAUUUAGGAAAAGGUUUCAGGGUUUGAGUCUCACGUGGGAGCACAGGUGCCAUGCUGCCUUUUGAAGAGGUUGGAUGCCUUGACUUUGUAGGGAAAAGAAGCCAAAAAAUGGGCUGUGAUAUCUUUCAUGCUGGCCAAGCUGCUCCAAGGGUAAUGCAGGUGGGAAGGGACUCACCUGUGGACAGGAGGUUCAGCUGGGUAGUCAGGAAUCCUCAGCAAAGCACAGCUCCUUCCUAAGGGUGAGCAAAAUUCCUCCACCUGUAAACACCAUCACAUACACCCAGCCUUGGCUCCUCUCUGGCUUCUGUUUGCCUUUUAAUGGCCAUGGAGUGCCUCAGUGCUUCCUUCCUGUCUUCCUGGUGUUUGGCUCAGGGGUUUGGUGGCCCCUCUGAUGUUGGAAUCAGCACAUGGGAGCAGGUGGGUACUUGGGGAAUGGCCAUGGGAUUACACUGGUGUGUUUAUGGCCUGGGAUGGCUGCACUGGGACUUCUCAUGUGCUUCCAUAUCCAGUGCUUAGUCACCAUCCAUCUUCACUGCAGAAAAUGAAUGGAAGGCAAAUUGUUAUUGGACACUUUUCCAGGGAAAAAGUUUUUAAUGAGUACCUGAAGGGCCACAAUCCUAUGGAUUGUGUGUGGUGUCAUGUAGCUGUGAGCAGGUUUUCCUUAUUGCAGAAGCUGGAUUGAAUCCUCAGGGCUGGAUAGCAUCUGAUUUUUAUAUGAGGGAGGGGGAAAAGUUGUCUGACUUUAAUCUGAAUUUACUAGGUACCUAAUAAGAAAGACCUCUGCCCUGAGUGACUUGCUCAGCCUGUGUUGUGUUGCAGGAGCUCCAUGGAGAUGAAGCCUGCUGGCUUUAUUUUGCUCUAAAAUCCAUUUGGCUCAAAAUUACUUCCAGAAUCUCAUCCUCCCUGGUACUUCAGACUUGUGACUGUGUCACCUGCUGAGUGUUAAGGGUUGUGGCAAAGCCUGGGUGCUUCGGUGGCUGAGAGGUGACACCGGCACAUGGAACUUGUCCUUCAGGUGACAGGCAGAGGCACAUUUCUGAGCGCUGUCUGCUUCUGCCUGUCUCAUCCCUUUAUAAUCUGCAAUUUACAUUUAAAAGCAGGGGGGUUUCAGUUGUUUUCUGUGCAGCUGUGGCCCGUGGGAGCAGUUGGCUGUCGUGGUGUUUGGCCCCGGAGCUGCCUUGGUGGCCGAUUGCGUAAGCGAGCGAAGGUAUUUGCAGCAGUCACUUGGAAACGGGGAUAAUUCGAGUCUCGAUCAAGCUCAGGCUCAAACAGGUUGUGGAAUUUAUUUAUACAACACCACUGGGGUGUGUGACACUGCGGAGCCAAACAAACAGAGGUUCCCAGCCCCAAGGCUUGUGCUGGGUAUUAGAUAACGAGGCAUGGGGUAAUUACAGCCAAGGACAUGGGUGGAGGUCUUCGAAGUGGGUGAGGGCUGCAUCCGUGUGGAGAACUUGAAAUGUGCCUCAUUAAUGGCAGUGUGAAGAAACCGUGGGUGCAGCUGCGGUUAUGGGAAGGCUGGAGGUCAGCUCUGCAGAAGGAAGCGUUGUCUGAGUUAUUGGAGAUGUGUGGAUUAAUAAGGGAAAGCGGAAGGAGGCAAAAUGAAAGCAGCCAGGCGUGCGGGGAGGGGCCGCGUUACGUGGAAGCUGACGUGCAACAGCAGUGGCACUCCAGGGGCUGGGGGAAUUUGGGUGUCACAGCAGCCACUGGGAAUCCACACCCCAACCCCAGAACAUGUGUGCUUGAUGGGAACAGAGGAACAGAAAUGCCGUUCUCGUGAGUGUGUAAGGAACCUACAGAACUGUAAUGUCUAACCCUACAUGGAAUGACAACUCUUGGAAGUUUUUAGGUGGCAGAGACACGGUGAAGCUGAGCGUGGGCCAGGCAGAGCUGAUGGGGGAGCCUGGGGUGUAGCCCAGGAUGGACUGGCUGUGACGACGACGUGCCUUAGCCGGAGAGGUCGUUACCAUGAAGAGUUCCUGCAGAGCUGGCCUCCACAGGGAACCGCUGAAUUCCACAUCCUCCACCUUCCAUCAAGUCAAACGGGUUUCUGGUAUGCACUUAAAGCCAUAUCUCAAGUUACAGAAGAAAGAGCGAUCCCCAGAAAUAAGCCAGGAUUCCCUGCGAGGCCACCAGGGACCAGCGCAAGGAGAAAAAUACACCAACUGCACCAAACUGAGCGUUUUCCCAAAGCCCUCCCUCGUGACUCCAUCUCAAAAGCUUCUGGGGAUUAUUUAUCCAAAUACUAUGUGCAAUAUGAACGGGAAAGGCCCGGCGGACGCUCCGAGUGCAAGGGAGAAGAAGAACGCCCUGUCCGCCACCAUCCACCAGGGAGAAGAAGGGGAAGGGCCGCUGGAUGUCUGGGCUGUGGUGAAACCUGGCAACACCAAGGAGAAAAUCGCCUUCUUUGCAGCCCAGCAGUGCAGCAGCGGCACCCGCACGGGCUCCAUGAAGAUCAAGAGCACGUGGGACAUCGACGGGCGAACGGCCAAGCGCAGGAAAAAAUCGGUGGAUCUUAAAAAAGCCAAAAUCCAACUGGAAAGAAUGAGGGAGGCCAACGCCAGGUGCUCCCAGCCGGAGCCUUUCGCCUGCGGCAUCGAGCACUGCUCGGUGCACUUCGGGAGCGACGGCGGCGAGGGCGCGUUCCCGGGCCGCUCGCUGUCGGUCAUCGAGAUGGUGGCCUUCCUGGAGCAGCGGGCCAGCGCCCUGCUGGUGGACUGUGCCAAGACCUGCACGGCCGCCUCCGCCACCAGGCUGAGCUCCCAGCCCAAGGCCGCCCCGCCGGGCCCCGAGCCCUUCUCCUCGGCCGGGGCGUGCGAGGCGCCCGCGGAGCCGCAGGGCGAGCCCGUGCGCGUGCUGGACAUGGUGGCCAAGCUGGAGUCCGAGUGCCUGCGGCGGCAGAGCGAGCGCGAGGCCGGGAGCCUCUCCCGCAACAACAGCUUCCGCAGGAACGUGGGCAGGGUGCUCCUGGCCAGCGGCACCCAGCCCGAGGGAGACGUGGGGAAGGGGGGCCCGGCUCAGGGGGACGGCCUGGGGGAGGCAGGGGUGGCAGAGGCCGGGUAUGGAGGUCGCUGCGGCCCUCUGGGUGACGCCGAGCUGUGGGAUGGCGGCGCCUCUGCCCAGCGGCCGUUUCCUUCGGGGCUGGAUACCCGGGUGGGGAAUGUGAAUUCGGGACUUGCCCACGCGGUGUUGGCCAUGACAGCUGGCAGGAAUGACGCUGACGCACGGAUUGAGCCCCCCGGGGCUCUGCUGUCCCCGUGUCCCCCUGCUGCCAGGCUGCCACCGAAUCCCUUGCAGAGCAAGAACGCGACUGUUGAUUGUAUGUCGAAAGAGCCUGUAAUUUUCCCAAAGCAUCCUGCUAGGAAGGAGCCCUUGUGCAUCAGUAUAUCAGUCACCAAGACAGAGGAAGGGUGCAGGAAGGAGAAGCUCUCCAGUUCUGGUGAGGAUUCACUUCCAGGGAGGCUGUUUUUCCUCCAGGGUGAGCAGCCUGCUGCUCACGAGCAACAGCCACGGCGGGAGGGUCCCCAGGAGAAGCCAGGGGAAGUAGCCCAAAACGAGGAUGAGGAGGCUCUGGCAUCUGGUAGAUCGUGUGUCAGAAGCGGUGUCCCUACAGAGCCAUCAGCCCCUUCUGUCCCUCCCACAGAAGGGGCUUUGCAAGUACUUGAUGCUUCCUGCCUCAAGCGGCAGGUUUCACAUGACUUUCUGGAGACCAGGUUUAAAAUCCAGCAGCUUUUGGAGCCUCAGCAGUACAUGGCCUUCUUGCCUCACCACAUCAUCGUGAAGAUCUUCGGGUUGCUUCCCACCAGGAGCCUGGUUGCCCUGAAAUGCACUUGCUACUACUUCAAGUUCAUCAUCGAGUACUACAACAUCCGGCCGGCGGACUCGCGCUGGGUGCGCGACCCUCGCUACCGGGAAGACCCUUGCAAGCAGUGCAAGAAGAAAUACGUGAAGGGGGACGUGUCCCUGUGCCGGUGGCACCCCAAGCCCUACUGCCAGGCCCUGCCCUACGGGCCUGGCUACUGGAUGUGCUGUCACCGCUCCCAGAAGGGCAUCCCUGGCUGUAAGCUGGGUCUCCACGACAAUCACUGGGUCCCUGCCUGCCACAGCUUUAACCGCGCCAUCCACAAGAAAACCCGAGGAGCGGGAGCAGAGGUGGAAGAGGAAUAUUAGUGCACAAACACUUUCCUGCAAGAUUGUUUGGGAGAGGAGGAGGAGGAGAUUCUCAUGCCUUGUGCUGUUUACAGUGUAUAUAAUUGUCGUGAUUUUUUUUUUUUUUUCCACAGGGCUAUGAAACUGCACAUACUCAAACACAAGAGCCUUUACCUUUUAGAUUAAAAAAAGAGCUUUUAGUCCAUCUCUGUAAAUAACACUAUAAAAACUAAUUGUACAUACAGAGUCUACAGCUGGCUGAACAAGGUAACCCCUACAAUGCAGCUAUCCCAGUGUUGCGGCUAUAGGUGUGUGUGUUUUUAAGUGUCUUGUUUCAAAAUCUGUAUAUCCUGUAUAAUAUAUGAAUGUUUCUGAGAAGAAACUCUAAAUAGGUAAAGGUCAACUUGUUUAAAGAAGCUGCAGACAACUUAACUGGACAACCUGAAACUUAGACUAUAGAACAGAUCCAUUAUAGUAGCGUGGCAGUGGAUUAAAAAAAGAAAGAGAGGAAUAUUAUUGUAUAGUCAGAAUAUAAAAAAAGUUCUUGUCUACCUUACCCAUGUUGUCUGGUUGGGUUUUUUUUUUUUUACAUAAAUAAAAUGUGCAUUCUAGAUCUGCCUUACCAGACUUUCUCUUGUAAGACUUUUGCCCCAAAAUAAAAAUGCUGUAAAACACGUGGCAGAAACUUGGUGCUGUGCUGUAGUUCAGACGUGCAAUGUGCUUUCUCUAGCAAACCUCUCCUCCUACUAACAAAGGAACAAAAACCCCCCAAAUCUCUAGUACUUGGAGAACUCCCUGCUGUAACAAUCACAGAUUCCAGCUUUUCCUUUCCUUCUUGCCCGCUUUGCAUACAGCAGAGGCUCCUUUAUUGGGAAUUCUGGUGCUAGGUGCACUUUCUGCUCCUCCUGCUCCUUGGCUCUUGUGUGGGCACCUGCCCUGUUCCCUGGAUGCUUGAGGAUGGAGUGUGGGUCCAGCAGGCUCAGUGUGAAGUUGCCCUGGCUCUGGGAUGUGCUGGAAGCUUUCCUCUCUGCUCUGCAUGGAAUUUUUCCCUCGCAGAAGCCUCCUUGCAGUGCUUUGCCUGCUCUGCUGCAGCCCUGGCCUCUCCCCGUGCCGUGGGUCGGUGCUUUGCUUUCCAGGGGAGCUGCAGAGGCUCGUGUCGGAUGAACGGCGAUUCCUCGCGCUCAGAGCGGAGCGUGGCAUCCAGGGCAGAGUUUCCCUGGAUCCUUUCCUGUCCUGCAGUGCUGUGAGCCAGACCUCAGCCUCCUGUUCCAGCCCUCGCAGGGUGGAAGGUUUGGAAGCCUGGGAAUGGACCCUGGCCAGUGCAGGAGCCGUGUUCAGGGAGCCCAGCGGAGCGUGGCAGCCGUGCCUUUGCCCUGGCCACGUCCCUCCUCUCCCCCUCUUGGUGCUGCUGCUGUUCCUCUGCCCCUUCUCAGGACUCCUGGCUCUCAGCAUUCCAAAUCUCUGACCUGGUGCAAGAAGAGCCGGUGCCACCUUCCCACGGGGCUCACCUCUGCCCUGCAACCCCCAAGGAGCUGCUGAAAAGGGCAGGAAUGGGGUGGCCCUGCACCUGCCUCAUCCUGUUCUCUGUCCUUUGGUGCUGGAUCAAGGUGUGGAAAAACUGCUGGCUGUGGGGGCCAGGCUGAGCCACCCACCUCCACCUGCCCUGGGCUCGCUGGGAGUCAUUCUGGUUUCAGAGCAUGAGGAGGACAAAAGGAUUUGAAGGCUUUUGUUCUUUCCUUUGACAGUGGGAAAUGCAAAAUCAAGCCCUGACAGCCUGAAAUGUGGGUUUGGUGAGCUCAGGCUUUUGAGGGAAGUUGAAAGGAUGUGCUGGUUUUAUAUUUUGCCUUCACCUGCUCCUGCCACCCACCGGGUGUCAUCCACCCCUCCCGGAGCUGCUCAGCCUCCCUGCACUGCAGACAUGAUGACAACCAGGAGGAAUGAAAUUAGGAAUCUAAAAGAAGGGUGUGGCCACCUUGUAACCGGCUGGGAAGAGGGAGAGGAAAAGCAGGAUCCCUCCUUAACCCCUGACUUCAUCUCCUAACGGGGCUCAGGCUUCACCCAAACUUCCAUCUGCUCCCUCAGCUGCACCUGGACCAGCAGCACAGCAACCUCCAGGCUGUUGUUUUGCCAAAGCCAUCGGCAUCAAAAAGCCUUCAGCUUAAUUCUGAUGAGGGGAAAAGGGAAAGAAGCUGCUUUCCUGCUCCUCCACCCAAGACUCUGGAAAACUUGAGGCUGACAGCAGCGAGGAAAGUCCCUGCGAGGCUGGAGUGGAGUGGCAGAGGAAAAUAUUUUGUAAUUAGAUAAGGGGCCCGUGAGGUCAUUUUGUUUGGAACAGGGUGUGAGAUUUUGGUCACCUUUGUUGAGCAAGGGGAAAAAUGAGGAUGAAAUAAUAUCAUGAGGCUAUUUUGUUCUUGGAGCAGGUAAAGCCAGAGGACAACUUGCUGUCUCCCCUACCCCAUCCCUGCCCUCCCCCCAGGCUGGCUGGGGAGCGUGGGCUGGUUUAUGCAUCAUUUAUUACAUUGUCUGCUGGAACUGUCCCUCCUGCACAGCAUUGCUGUUAAAAAUUGUUUCACAGAGCAAACUUUGCAUCCAGAAGCGGGUUGGUUCUGAGUGUUGCCAUGCUGAGCUGCCUGCAGGCUUUUUUUUUUUUUUCCUGUAACAUUGUAAAAUGCAGAUUUCUGUUUCCUUAAGGAAUUCAGGGAGAAGCCAAGGUCUGAUGAAUGUUAGGGUUUGUUGUUUUUUUUUUUUUUUCCUAAAAAGCAAUUAAAAAAAAAAUAAAAAUCCAGUGUUGGAUUUACAAA
Messenger RNA from Motacilla alba alba, 7469 nucleotides. It is a transcript of the gene FBXO34, whose product is annotated as F-box protein 34. NCBI's taxonomy places the organism in Eukaryota, Metazoa, Chordata, Aves, Passeriformes, Motacillidae. The coding region runs from base 2488 to 4689 and encodes 733 amino acids. The record is from RefSeq and is a predicted model, not a curated record. The transcript has 4 exons. Gene Ontology annotation, molecular function: protein binding.